Letharia columbiana is the source of this 1014-nucleotide messenger RNA. RefSeq lists its product as uncharacterized. Gene Ontology annotation, cellular component: membrane. The coding region runs from base 1 to 1014 and encodes 337 amino acids. The transcript is spliced from 5 exons. The record is from RefSeq and is a predicted model, not a curated record. Lineage: Eukaryota; Fungi; Ascomycota; Lecanoromycetes; Lecanorales; Parmeliaceae.
AUGCAUCCCUACAUCGCGGCCCCUGCGACUCUGGGCCUGGUUUACCGCGCGUAUUCUAGGAAAUCUCUGACACCCUUCGGCAUCGUUGUUGCAGCGUUGACAGCAGUUGUCCAUGCCAUACAUCCUUGGAGCAUCUUUUUCGCGCUGCUCGUUGUGUUCUUCCUAGCUGGUACUGCUGCCACCAAGGUCAAAUAUGACGUGAAAGCCCGGUUGACCCUAUCGUCAACAGGGGCUUCGGGAGGAGAAGGAGCGCGAACUCAUAUUCAGGUUCUGGCGAACUCGGUAGUGGCAUCUAUUUUGAUUCUGCUUCACUAUCGGCAGCUGAACACAAGGGGGAAACACGAUGCAUCUGGCGGCGAGUGCUGGGCUUACGGUAGCGAUUUGCUGGUGGUUGGGAUAGUGAGUAACUAUGCUGCCGUCGCAGCAGAUACAUUCUCCUCGGAAUUGGGCAUCCUCUCGAAAAGCAAGCCCAGACUCCUCACAUCUUGGAACUUUCGCCAGGUACCACCAGGCACCAAUGGUGGUGUCACGCUCGCGGGGACACUAGCAGGUUUUGUCGGUGCCUUCAUAAUUGCUUUGACGUCCGUGAUCCUUAUACCUUUCUGCUCUGCUGAUACUACGAUCCGAGGAAAGUUCUUGGGCAAUAAACCUGGAUUCGAGGGUGGAGAUGGAUGGGGAUGGCAAGAGAAGAUCUUUUGGGUCAUUGCCGUCACAAUAUGGGGGGGCCUUGGAAGUGUUCUGGACAGUGCUCUCGGGGGUUGGUUCCAGGCUAGUGUGGUUGAUGGAAGGACGGGCAAGGUGAUUGAAGGCUCUGGCGGGAAGAAAGUGCUCGUGUCGGGUUCACGGACGCCAGCGAACAAGAAGAGCGACGAGCCAAGUCGCCGAAUCGAGAGUGGUCUUGGGCUUCUUGACAACAACGCGGUCAAUGUGCUCAUGGCUUUUCUCAUGAGCAUUGGCGGGAUGUUGAUCAGUAGUUACGUGUGGCAUGUAUCACUGCGAAGUAUAUUAAGCUAA